CUUUAAUGACAGGAAGAAGGGCGUCCGCCAACUGAAGAGGAUUUAAUAUCGAUGUGUGUGUCAUAUUCCUCCAAUGCGGUUCAGACUACCGAGCUAUACUUGGCUCUUCCGGUUAAGAAGCUUUUACAGUGCGUCGCCGGCGUGUGCUCCACGCGACGACAUUGCAACAUACACCGUGUGUCCUACGCCAUUCACUCGGAAACUCGGGAUGAGUACAACCGUGAGCAGCAGCGGCCAGGAGGGCUCAGGCGGAGCCGACACGCCGGUGCUGUUCUCCCCGCUCAAAACCGCGGAGAUGACCGGUCCUCGUGCGGUAAAUACUCUUCUAGCCCAGGAGAGAAACUUCAGAACGCCGAGUCCCAAGUGCGGCGACUAUGAUGAAGACUCGGAGGCUGAGUCGUUUCGGGAUGGCCGCAGCGAGGAGGUCGACCGGGAGACGAGGAGCCGAGCGUUUACGUGGUGUCGAGACUUUCUGUCCGGGUCUUGGAAGGUUAUCUCUGAGUCAGACUUCCAGAUAAGCAUCGUCAGCGGUGGACUCAGUAACCUGCUGUACUUGUGCAGUUUGCCCAACCAUGUGGACUCAAUGGGUGUGGAGCCUCGGCAGGUUCUACUCAGAAUAUAUGGAGCCAUCCUGCAGGGAGUAGAUUCUCUCGUGUUGGAGAGUGUUAUGUUUGCGAUAUUGGCAGAACGCACAUUGGGACCGAAACUGUACGGGAUCUUCCCCGAAGGACGCUUGGAGCAAUAUCUUCCGAAUACACGCAUGCUCACACACCAGCUGUCCCACCCCCCCAUCUCAGCUGAGAUUGCUACCAAGCUCGCACGCUUCCAUGAAAUGGUGAUGCCGUUUAACAAGGAGCCCAAGUGGCUGUUUGGAACCAUUAACAAGUACAUGGAUGAAGUGAUGAAGCUCAAGUUCACCCGGGAAGCUCAUUUGAAGAAGUACAAGAAGCUUAUGAAGUUGGACUUGCCUGCUGAGCUGGAGAGCCUCAAGGCACUUUUGGCUGAGACUCACUCGCCUGUAGUUUUUUGCCACAAUGACGUUCAAGAAGGCAACAUCCUGAUCCUGCACAGCGGAGACCAGAGCAACUCGGACCGCCUUAUGCUGAUCGACUUUGAGUACAGCAGUUACAACUACAGGGGCUUCGAUUUUGGGAACCAUUUCUGUGAGUGGAUGUAUGAUUACACGUAUAACCAGUGGCCUUUCUACAAGGCCACGGAAGACAACUACCCCACCAGGGAGCAGCAGCUUCAUUUUAUCCGAAGUUAUUUGUCGGAGCAGAAGAAGUACUCUGAAAUGAACAUGGAUCUGGAGAACGUUGAAGAGAACAUGAUCAUUGAAGCCAACAGAUAUGCUUUGGCGUCGCACUUCCUCUGGGGUCUGUGGUCCAUCAUUCAAGCAAAGAUAUCCAAGAUUGAGUUUGGCUACAUGGAUUACGCCCAGUGUCGCUUUGAUGCCUACUUCAAGCAGAAAAAGCUCUUCUCCUAAACGUCCUGCAAGUCUGUUUCUUCACCGUCAUGCUGGUCAGUGUGAUGGCUACACUCCUCCUAUGCAGCUACAUGAAAAAUAUGUACUUUUCUACUCGUGCAACGGCACAAUCUGAAAAACCUGAAGCACUCAUUCCCGUCGUCUGUGAAACCCACUUCAGCAGUGUCUGCUCUGUCAAUGGUUGAGUCAUGCGUGAGAAGAAUUUCCAUUCAGAUGGACCAUUUAUUUCAUUAUUUUGUGUAUGCGUUACACUCAAAAAGAUGCUUGCAAUAUCAUAAAGGUGUUGAUUUAAUUACCAACAUUUAAAAACAUAGAAGGAAAGUUGAGAGUAAAAGGCUUUUUUUGUUUGCUUUUUAAAGCGCUGAAUUAAGUGAAAUAGCGCCACCUUGGGACCAUCGGUUUUUACUAAGAAAGUGCCUCUAAUCUGUUUGCCCUUUUAACUUUAACAUUGCAAAUGUAUUGUAACUACUAUAGACCAAAUUGAACAUUUGUAGUCCAAAUUGAAUGCAUUAGCACCUUUCUAAAGGAUAACUGCUUCUUCUUUUUGUCAUGAAAACUUACUGUAAACUAAGACAUUUUAUUUGAUAAGUAAAUUAUCAUGAUUAUUCACGUAAAUCUGAAAAAAAAAUGCCACUUUUAUAUGGCUAGUGUUGACACUAGAGGGCAGGUUUUAUCAGGUGGAAAUACCUGUUGAUCUUAGUUAUUGAGAAAUUCAUAACUGAAGUGCAUGCAUCAUACGCUUUUGACCAACAAUACAGUGAAAAACUGUUUUCACAAAGCAGACGGGAGACCUACCUACUUUGAGACCAUUCUGUUAGUAUUAUUGUCCUUGACUCCAUUGUUGUUGACAAUUCAUUCAUAAUACACGAGAAAUUCGCCAUGCAAUUGUCUCAACUAAUAUCUUUGUUACUAUCAUGAAUGAUCCAGAAGCACUCGCAAAACAUUGUUUUUACCAGUAAUUAUCACUUUAUUACACCAUAAAGAAGGAAAACGCAAAAAAAGGAAAAUUGUCCUGGUAUUAUUGACCUAAUAAUAAGAAUAUUAUUAUUAAUGUUGUUGUUGUUGAAUAACUCAAAGUAUGCAACCUUUACUACUAUGCCACUUGAAACAUUUAGUGUUCUAUUGUAACACAUUUAUAUUCAUUUCUCCCAUAAUUAAAUGACCCAAGGUCAUCAUCUAUCGAGAUGAACUAUUUUACAGUUAGUCUUGUCGUCACAUAUCUGUUUUUCAUGGCAUUUACAGACCAACACACCACCACAGCAACAUGUUACACAGAUAUGAAAUGGAAAUGCCUUCAGAGCUCUGUGUUCGAGCUCAUAUGCACCUAGACUUGUCUCCCAUGUUGAGAAAAAUAAGCUUUUACUGUCAGCUGCAACUUUUUAACUUGGGUUGCUCACUUGAACUCACUUGUACUUGGACCGUCGGACACUAGUGACGGUUCGAAGUGUGAUCCAUCAGAAUGCUUUUUUUUUUUUUUUUUUUUUUUUUCAAUCUCAUUACGUUUGGAUCUGAGCUCCUCUACCUCACUGGUGCUUCAUUCUGUUGCGUAGAUCGGUUCCAAUUCAAAAGAAAAAAAAAUUGUUAUUCAUGUGGCAACAAACGGUCAUGUAGUGUUUUUUUUGUAACGUCUGUAGCAAUUCUCUAAAUCUGCUUGUCUGACUGUAAAUCACGCACAUGUAUUCAUACUUGAUUGUACCAUGUAAAGCGGAGAAUGUGUUUUCCGUGAUAAUGAAGUUUCGUUUUACAGCUAAAACCCAGCCUCAGAAGUAUUUGUCUCUUGCCGUCUACUGCAUUUCCUUCUGACCUGUAUUUAUCAUGUUCUAACAAAAUGAAGCGCAACGUGUUCGUGUAUGUCGACUGUUGAAACCCUCCUGUACAUCUUUGCACUAAAAUAAAAGUUAAAUUUGCCCAUU
This is a messenger RNA of Synchiropus splendidus (mandarinfish), 3399 nucleotides long. It is a transcript of the gene chkb, whose product is annotated as choline kinase beta. NCBI's taxonomy places the organism in Eukaryota, Metazoa, Chordata, Actinopteri, Syngnathiformes, Callionymidae. Gene Ontology annotation, biological process: CDP-choline pathway; phosphatidylethanolamine biosynthetic process. The record is from RefSeq and is a predicted model, not a curated record. Gene Ontology annotation, molecular function: ethanolamine kinase activity; choline kinase activity. Gene Ontology annotation, cellular component: cytoplasm. The transcript has 11 exons. Bases 74 to 1486 code for a protein of 470 amino acids.